Molecule: messenger RNA, 2569 nt
Organism: Rhopilema esculentum
Lineage: Eukaryota; Metazoa; Cnidaria; Scyphozoa; Rhizostomeae; Rhizostomatidae
Product: general transcription and DNA repair factor IIH helicase/translocase subunit XPB
Biological process (GO): transcription initiation at RNA polymerase II promoter; nucleotide-excision repair
Cellular component (GO): transcription factor TFIIH holo complex; nucleotide-excision repair factor 3 complex; transcription preinitiation complex
Molecular function (GO): 3'-5' DNA helicase activity; DNA binding; ATP binding
Source: RefSeq, a predicted model, not a curated record
CCUUUAUACGAUAGCUACCACCUUAAAAAAUCUGUAAAAAGUUGGAGCUGUGGCUGACGGAAAGUUGGGAAAGGUUAACUUGGUUUGCUAGAGCUGAAAACAUAGUUAAUCCUGAGAAAAUGGUUAAGAGAAAAAGGAAAAAUGCAGCAGAAGGCAGCUCAAAAUCGUCCAGUUUAAAAAAAGGCAAAGGAUCUGUGGAUGAUGAUGAUUAUGAACCAGAAGAAGAUGAUGACAGUCUUCUGUCCUCUGUUGAUGCCAAGGCUGUUCCUUCCUCGGCAAGUCGAAAUGCUGAAAGUGUUGAAAAGACAGCAAUAGACGAAUUUGGGGCAAAGGAUUACAGAAAUGUUGCAGAGUUAAAGCAAGACCAUGAUCUUAGGCCACUCUGGGUGGCACCAGAUGGGCAUAUUUUUCUAGAGUCGUUUUCUCCUGUGUACAAGCAUGCUCAUGACUUUCUGAUUGCAAUAGCUGAGCCUGUUUGCAGGCCAGAAUUUAUUCAUGAAUACAGACUAACUGCUUAUUCUCUGUACGCUGCUGUUUCCGUUGGUCUCCAGACAAAUGAUAUCAUUGAGUAUCUACAAAGGCUAAGCAAGACAACAGUACCUGAUGGAAUUAUUCAAUUUAUAAAGCUUUGCACUCUCAGCUAUGGAAAGGUGAAGUUGCUUCUCAAACACAAUCGCUAUUAUGUCGAAAGCAGUUUUCCGGAUGUUCUUCAAAAACUUUUGAAAGAUCCAGUAGUCCAAAACUGCAGGAAACGUUUUGAUGUAGAUGAAAAGGAAGUGUUGGUGUCUUCAAAAUUUAAAAGCAAGUCUGCAUUGAAGCUCAACAAACCGGUCCCAAAGGCCCAAGACGCAGACGCAAAACCAUCUGAAAACGCUUCAAAAGAAUCGGAUGUUGUUCAAGAGCAGAUACCAACGGAUAUUUCAGAUUUUAUUGAAAAGAUCGUCCAUGACGAUGACGACGCAGAAGAAGAGACCCAGACAGUGUCAUUUGAAGUUACUCAAGAAAAAAUUGAAGAAUUGCAAAGAAGGUGUAUAGAGAUGGAUUUUCCGUUGCUUGCUGAAUAUGACUUUAAGAACGACACCACUAACCCGGAUAUUAAUAUUGAUCUGAAGCCAACGACACUUCUUCGACCUUAUCAGGAAAAAAGUUUAAGAAAAAUGUUUGGCAAUGGAAGAGCAAGAUCAGGAGUGAUUGUGCUUCCCUGUGGUGCUGGGAAAACUCUCGUUGGGGUCACAGCCGCCUGCACAGUCCGUAAAAAGUGUUUGGUAUUGUGCACAUCAGGUGUGUCAGUCGAGCAAUGGAGGUCUCAAUUCAAACUUUGGGCGAAUAUCGACGACAAACACAUAUGCAGAUUCACUUCGGAUGCCAAGGACAAACCUGUCGAUUGUCACGUGGCAGUAACAACUUACUCUAUGGUUGCGCACACCAUGCGAAGAUCAUACGAGUCAGAACAGAUAAUGGAGUUUCUUCGAUCGACAGAAUGGGGUCUUAUGUUGCUAGAUGAAGUUCACACGAUACCUGCAAAGCAAUUUAGGAGAGUCUUGACAAUUGUCAAUGCUCACACUAAAUUGGGUUUGACUGCGACAUUAGUAAGAGAAGAUGACAAAAUCCAGGACCUGAACUUUUUGAUUGGACCAAAACUUUACGAAGCAAACUGGAUGGAAUUACAGAAUAAUGGUUAUCUUGCAAGGGUGCAGUGUGCCGAGGUGUGGUGUCCGAUGGUGCCUGAGUUUUACCGUGAAUACCUUGGCAUUCAAAGUAGAAAAAGAAUGCUUUUGUAUGUUAUGAACCCCAACAAAUUCAGAGCUUGUGAGUUCUUAAUCAGGUUUCAUGAAAGGCGCAACGAUAAGAUAAUUGUAUUUUCUGACAAUGUCUUUGCUCUGAAGCAUUAUGCAGUCAAGCUUAACAAGCCGUUUAUUUAUGGGCCAACAACUCAAGGUGAACGACUACAGAUCAUUCAGAAUUUCGUUCACAAUCCACUUGUCAAUACAAUCUUUAUUUCAAAGGUCGGUGAUACAUCAUUUGAUAUGCCAGAAGCAAACGUUUUAAUUCAGAUUUCGUCUCACGGUGGCUCACGAAGACAGGAGGCACAGCGUCUUGGGAGAAUCCUAAGGGCCAAAAAAGAUAUGGCUGCAGAAGAAUACAAUGCCUUUUUUUACUCCUUGGUUUCCAAUGACACCACGGAGAUGUUUUUCUCCAACAAGAGGCAAAGAUUUCUCAUAAAUCAAGGUUACAGUUAUAAGGUUAUAACACGACUAGCAGGAAUGGAUGAGGAGAACCUUGCUUAUUCAACUAGAAAAGAGCAGCAGGAAUUAUUGCAAAAAGUUUUAGCGGCAACCGAUGCAGACGCUGAUGAGGAGAAUGUUCCUGGUGAUUCCUCUUCGUACUCCAGUGUUAAGAGAAGUUUUGUUGCGCGGAAAUCAGGCUCCAUGGCUUCUAUGUCUGGUGGUGAUGACAUGAUGUACUUGGAAUAUAAAGCUAGCAGCUCGGGGACUGAGAAAAGUAGACAUCCUUUGUUUAAAAGGUUUAGGAGAUGAGUGGUAUGCAAUUAAGUCGCUUUAGUUCGAAA